Messenger RNA from Rodentolepis nana, 1281 nucleotides. NCBI's taxonomy places the organism in Eukaryota, Metazoa, Platyhelminthes, Cestoda, Cyclophyllidea, Hymenolepididae. The record is from the annotation of a GenBank genome assembly.
AUGGCCGUUAAUACCACGGCACCUUCCAAAGGUAUCACGAUUUUAACUGGAAACUCACAUCCUGAUCUUGUUAAACGCAUUUGCAAGCAUCUCAAUACCCCCCUAUGCAAGUCUGUGACGUCGAAGCAUUCCAACGGCGAAACCUAUGUUGAUAUUCAAGAAACUGUCCGAAGUCGGGAUGUUUAUUUAAUUCAAACUGGAGCUGAUAAAGUCAAUGACGAUAUAAUGGAAAUGCUAAUUCUGGCUUUUGCAUGCAAAUCUGCCUGCGCAAGGCGUGUUGUCCUUGUCGUCCCUUAUCUUCCAUAUUGUAAACAGAAUAAAAUGCGCAAACGUGGUUCAAUUCCUUGCAAAUUGGUUGCCCAAUUGAUCUGUUCAGUUGGAAUUGACCAUGUUAUCACAAUCGAUCUUCAUUCAAAAGAAAUUCAAGGCUUUUUCGAUGUUCCUGUUGAUAAUCUACGCGCUUCACCAUUCUUAAUCCGUUAUGUUGUUGAAACAAUUGCGGAUAAUCGCAAUUGUGUCAUCGUUGCUAAGAAUCCGAAUAGCGUUGCUAGAGCUACUAGCUAUGCUGAGCGUCUUCGUGUUUCGUUGGCUGUCAUUCAUGGUGUUGACCGAGAGGAAACUGAACAAACUGAUGGUCGUACUUCACCUCCGCCUAUGGAAGGAGAGCUAAAAGACUGGGAUACAGAUGAAAUAAAUAGUGAUUUCAUGUCACAAGAUGGCGAGAUCUUACGUAGGUCGAACAUUGAGGCUUCUAGUGGCGUUGGUGAAGAAAAUGAAACUCCGCUUAAUUUGUCUACACCAGUCCGCAGAAAGCGUGAAUCUGAAUCGGUCAAUUCAAGUAGUGGACUCGAGCCUGAACCGCUUACUUCACCCUUCGUACACAAUAUGCUUGGGUUCCUGCCAGCUUUGCAGGAGAAGGAAAAGCCCCCACUCAAUCUGGUGGGCAACGUGUUGGGCAAGAUUGCGAUCAUUGUGGAUGACAUUGUUGAGGAUGUCGAUGAUUACGUGACCGCGGCGGAACUUCUUCACUCUCGUGGUGCUUACAAGGUCUACCUGAUUGCUACCCAUGGUCUUUUGACUAACAACGCUUCUGAGAAGCUUGAAAACAGCUACUUCGACGAGGUUGUUGUCACAAACACAGUCCCACACGACGUUCAAAAGAUGAAAUGUCACAAAAUUCGCACUGUUGACAUCUCACCUCUGCUUGCUGAAGCUAUUCGACGUAUUCAUAAUGGGGAAUCAAUGUCCUACCUUUUCAUGAAUGUCUCCAAGAAGGACUAA